This is a messenger RNA of Cotesia congregata, 735 nucleotides long. Lineage: Eukaryota; Metazoa; Arthropoda; Insecta; Hymenoptera; Braconidae. The record is from the annotation of a GenBank genome assembly.
AUGACGUUCAGGUGGAUCCAGGUGAUACAAUUGAUGGUGGUGUCUUCAGUUUGUGCCUUUGAGACAAGUGAAGAAUACUUACGCAAAGCGAUGCAUGAACUUCAAGGAAUACAGUCUCCGCUCUAUACUAAUUACCCUUUUUUUGCGGGGAAAAGGUACUCCAGGACUGCUAAUAUCUUGCAAGUGCAACAGGAUACAAGGCCGGGAUACCCGCCGAAGAAAAGUGAGCCUGAAGUUAGUCAAUAUUAUUCUCAGGCGCUGCAAUCUGGUAACGCGAUAAAUUUGCCGGGGUUGAAAAACUCGUUGGAGUCUGGACAAAUACCUACUGUCGUUGGUAAUCAUCUUCAUAUUCCUGACAGUAGUCAGCAGCAACAGCAAUUUGCGUAUUAUUUUUAUCCGCUAAAAUCAUUCAUGGACACUCUUCAAAUUCAAGAAUCCCAAAAACAAAUCAUAAUAAACCCUUUGUUUAUGGCAAUAAGCAGCUUCGUCGGGAUGGCUUUAGUGUUUAUGUUUGGAGUGAUUGUUUUACCUAGAAUACUUGGAGAGUUCAGGUCUCGGGUAGUCCAUGAUGAGCUCCUGGAUCUCACAACAACUGUCAACGCAGCUAUUGAUAAGUACGAGCUCACAACAACGAGGCCGAAGACACCAUUCGGAGUAGCUAUGGUGGGAAUCAAAACUAGACCGGUGCAACGCGUCAAGCGAAAAAAAAUUCAGCGUAAUAGGACUGUAAUAUAA